Zychaea mexicana is the source of this 2197-nucleotide messenger RNA. RefSeq lists its product as uncharacterized. Lineage: Eukaryota; Fungi; Mucoromycota; Mucoromycetes; Mucorales; Lichtheimiaceae. Bases 140 to 1789 code for a protein of 549 amino acids. The record is from RefSeq and is a predicted model, not a curated record. Gene Ontology annotation, molecular function: CoA-ligase activity. The transcript is spliced from 7 exons.
CUCCGCUUGAACACUCUUUUUGUUAUUCUGCGAACCUCCAUCUUCCCCGCGUAAAAAACACGCUUAAAAUUUCUUUCUCUUCCUUUUUUAAUUCGCUUUUCUUUUCUUCUAUCAUACAGACAGCAAAUUCUCGAUAAACAUGGUUAUUUACAAGUCGGCUUGCGAUCCUAUCACAAUUCCCAAUUUGGAUUUAUACACCUUCUUGUUUCAAGACAACAAGUACAACACCUCUCGUUCUCGAGACGCUCCCAGAGUCAUUGAUGGUGCCACCGGCAAAUCGCUGUCAUUCAAUCAAAUAUUUGACCUUUCUGGCCGGAUUGCUACUGGAUGGAAGGAAAAGGUUGGAUUAAAGAAGAAGGAUGUGGUCGCAGUGUAUGCACCCAACCAGUACGAUCAUUCCGUCUUGUACUUCUCGCUUCUCGCCGCAGGAUGCACUGUUACACCUGGAAACUCAGACUAUACCGAAGACGAGUUCCAUCAUCAAAUCCAUACGGCAAGUGCCAAAGCCAUUGUCACCAUCCCGGAACUGCUCCCGGUUCUGACCAAAGUAGCAGCGAAAAACAAUAUUCCCAGCGAACGCAUCUUUGUGUUCCGUGGCAACGAGACAACGACUGUUCCUUCCUUCUACACACUCGCCGAGGGCAGUAAGCAUAUUGGCCACCCCGUUCAAGGCAUCGAUACCCAUGACGUUGCCUUCAUUUGCUUUUCCAGCGGCACCACCGGAUUAGCCAAGGGCGUCAUGCUCAGCCAUCAUAACUUUAUUGCACAAUGUCUUCAGGUCACCAACUUUGACGCCAAUGCCAACAUUGGCACUGACAUUCUGCUUGGCUUCUUGCCUUUUUUCCAUAUUUUCGGUUUGACCAACUUGGUGCUCGGUUCGUUCUAUCGUGCCACCCCGCUUGUUAUCAUGGCCAAGUAUGAUUUGGAAAAGUUCUGUCAAUUGGUGGAGAAAUACAAGGUGACGAACGUCAGUAUCGUGCCACCAGUGGCUGUUCAUCUCGGUAAAAGUCCGAUUGUCGACAAGUACGAUUUGAGUACUCUUCGUGUCCUUGGUUGUGGUGCUGCUCCCCUCGGCCGUGAACACAUUGAAGCUCUUCAACGACGCAUUCCUGCAGCUGUAAAGCAAGGAUACGGAAGCACUGAAAGCUGCGCUGGCGUAGUCUAUCAGCGUGUUGGUAUCAGUCCCGCUGGUUCCAUCGGGUACCUCACAGCCAACACGGAGCUCAAAAUAAUAGACCUGGAGGGAAAUGAACUUGGCGAUGAUCAAGAAGGUGAAGUUCUCCUUCGGGGACCUGCAAUGAUGUUAGGCUAUUUAAACAACCCCAAGGCAAAUGCAGAAACGUUUACCGAGGACGGCUGGAUGAAAACCGGUGAUGUGGGAAAAUUCAAUAGCAAGAUUGGCGAGUUCUUUAUUACUGAUCGUCUAAAGGAGCUCAUCAAGUACAAGGGCUUUCAAGUUGCUCCAGCCGAGCUUGAGUCACUUCUUAUGGGUCAUGAACAAGUGGCUGACUGCUGCAUUGUGGGUGUGUACGAUUCUUCACAAGCUACUGAACUUCCUCGAGCCUAUGUUGUCCUUCAAGCUACUGCUCAACCCACCGAAAACAUGGCCAAGGAUAUCAUGGAUUAUGUUGCACGUAAUGUAGUGAAUUACAAACGACUCCGCGGUGGUGUUCGGUUUGUUGAUGCUAUCCCAAAGAAUGCCAGUGGCAAGAUUUUGCGUCGUGAGGUGAAGAAGUGGAUCAAGGCCGAACAAGAGGAGGAGGCUGCUAGUAUUCGAGCCAAGUUAUAAAAAGAAAGGAUUGUUAUAUAUUGUGAAAAUAUUUAAAACGGGUCAGCUAUGAUGGUGAGCACCCCUUCCUUUGGCCAACGUUUUGUUGUAGUCCAUGUUCAUAUUAAUCAUAUUAUUAGAGGAUAAAGCAAGUUUACCAUAGAUUUUUUUUAAUCCACAUCCCUACCAUCCUCAGUACUAUAUACUAUAAACACCAUUUCGUUCCAUCUCGUUUUAAAGAGACAAAUUGAUCAACACUGCAACCAAAGUGCAAAAGGCGAUACUGUAUGUCAGUGGUAUCAAAGUGGGACCAGUAAUAUAAAAAAUUAUCCCGCCAUUCUCUCCAUGUAUCAUAGAAACGAUGCCAAAAGUACGUGGUCUAAACAACAAAAGGAAAGUAAUCAUUUCUUCCAAAAAUAUUGGUCUUAG